AACCAGAACCCUUUGCAUCAUGCAUCGUCGGUAUAUGCUAGCGCAUGUACAUGUAUCUAGUCAAAAGAACAUUCAAAAUGGCAGCGCCUAGAACUUCAAGGCCGCACCUUGGACGGAAAGAAGACGAAAUGGACGAAAGAAAAAUGAUGGAAGAAGAAAUGAACAGGUUUGAGCAGGAGAUUCAGACCGGUCAAGAUGAGGAGGAGGCUGAUCUCCAAGGCUCCGCCUCCCCUGGACCUCCCAUGGUACCACCUGGGAUACCCCAAGCCCUCUCUGUCCUUGGCACACCUGAUCCUAACCUCAUGAACCUACGCUUUCCAGCCCCGCCUGAAAUAACCCCUCCUGCCCCUCAACCGAUGACCACGCCUGCUCCUUCCGAGCCACCCAGCCUUCAUCCACCGACCCCAGGUGGUGCCCCACUGAGGUUUGCCGUGCUGCCCCCUCCCCCUCCCCCAGGAACCAUUCCCACAUCCACCCCCCUAGAGCCCCCAAGCUCCUAUCAGCAGCCUCCCAGUACCGAAGGUCAGAGGUUACCAGUGCCAGGUCAGAUGUCGUCACAGCCCUUUCCACCAGGGGUUCAACAAGUUGUUGCUGAGGCACAACCAUUGCCUCCAAGGCCUGCAUUUGUACCCCAUUCAGUCCGCGCACGCGCCCCAGUUCCAGCACACCGCCCCCCUAUGAACCCCAUGCAUCGACCUCAAAUGCCCCAUCACCCAGUCCCACCUUUCAUAAACUCCUUACCAAGACCUCGUGGUCCUAUGAACUUUCCUGCCAUGCACCACCCCGGUGGGCCCCCACAGGGACCCCCUCCAGGCCCCAUGUUGCCCCCUGGCUAUCCUAUGAUGCCACCACGGCCAAUGAGAAUGGCGCAGCCUUCACCAACAGUCAUCCAAGCCAAGCCAGUCAAAUUCAGCCAAACCAAAAAGGAAGAAAAGACUGACAGGCCAUCGGGAACUCCAAAAGUGGAAUCUGUCACAAUUUCACAGCAAGCAUAUAAGGUGCAAAGCCCUGCAUUUACCCAGCCUGCUGCAGCCAGCCAGCUACCUGGCAUGUAUGCAGCAACAGCAGCGGUAGCGCAGCCUGCAGCAGUUGACUACAGCACCAUGGCACAGCAACAACAGCAACAUCAGAAUGCAGAGGCUGUCGCCGGCACCUCCACAGCAGAGCAAAAGAAGAAGGAGAAAAAGAAGAAGUUUAUACGGACUGCAGCUAGCACCGUCUGGGAAGAUGAUAGUUUAGCUGAAUGGGAUUCAAAUGACUUUAGGAUCUUCUGUGGUGACCUUGGCAAUGAAGUAACAGAAGACCUUUUGGCUAAAGUCUUUGGCAGAUACCCAUCAUUUCUCAAAGCAAAGGUUGUUAGAGACAAGCGCACAAGCAAGACUAAAGGUUAUGGCUUUGUCAGCUUCAAGGAUCCUAAUGACUUUGUACAGGCAAUGCGGGAAUGGAACGGGAAGUAUGUUGGUAACAGGCCCAUCAAACUAAGGAAGAGCACUUGGAAAGAUCGCAACAUGGACACUUACAGGAAGAAACAGAAGGAGAAACAAAAACUAGGACUGAGAUGAUGAAUUUGCUAGACACUAAAGUCAAUGUAUAAACAGUGUAGUUAUCAGAGAUGUACUGCACAGUACGUAUUGUGAGUCUGUUACAAGACCAUUACAAGUCCAGACCAGCCACAAGCAGUAUCAUAUUGUAUUUAGUUGUUGAGUUUUCGGGGGGGGGCAAAUAAAUUUUUUUCCCCUUGGAAUGAUUGUCCAAAUUUUUCAUCUUUCACCGAAUCACUAUCAGAAAAGGCAGUACUUUUUCUCAAGUUUGGCAUUUUAAUUUUUCCUUGAAAAAUGGCAAUUUUCCCCUAGAGGUAGGGAGGUUCCCUGCCCCCACUCAACUUGAUAUGCCACUGAUCACGAGCUGUUUGAAUGAAUUUGACAGAAGAGUCUGUUUUGUUUUCCAAUUUCCAACGGUUACUCUCUUGAUCAAUUCGGGAUCGACCUGACUACAACGCUGCCUUUGUGGAUUAGACUUGAUGUAUUGUCAGGCACCCGGACUUCUUCAAAACUUCAAGAUUGAAGGCAUUUUUUAACCUGUGACGUGACUCAGAGCUGUGUUUCCCAUGUAAGACAUUCUCGGCAUUAAUAGUUUGGCCACGUUUUCCCAGUGCAUUUUCUAUAGAUUGUUUCCUUUGGUGUCGUCACGCUGUUGUCCAAGAACUCGCGCUACCUAUGCUAAGUCUGCCACAGCAACUUCUGUGUGUGUUUAAAGGGUGUGAGCGCGCCCUUGACGACAGCCCAUAUGAUGCAGGAUAUGGGCGGAGAGCACCCCCCCCGCCUUUGUGUUGGUUAUUGUUUGAUCAGAAUCUUAGGAAUUCUUUACAGACAUCUAGGGGGAUGUGUUAGGUAACAAUAGUCUGGAGUGUGUAUAGGGAUUGGGUAUUUGGGGGGUACCCAUCGGCCUCACAUCGUCCGCGGUAUCCGACAGUGGCACUAAAGACACCAGGCCAUGGUAGAGUAGACUUCAUAGCCAAGAUCAAAGUCAAGGUACCAAACAUCCUUGAAGUGUUGUUCACAAAGGAAGUAUUGAAUGUACCCCUAGAGCUUAGCAGUGGACCUGUUGAAUAACAUUACUGAAAAUUAAGUACAGGCUUUGGAUAUCACAGUCGGACAGAGCUGUUAUCUGGAAACCAUUGUCGGCCAUCAAGGAUUCAAAUCUAGAUUCUCGAAGUUGUACCGACAUUAGUCAUGCUGAACAAGUAUAGGCCUGCAUGUAUUUGAAACAAAAUCAAGAAGUCGUUACAACGUAUUUUAAUGGCAAAUCUGAAUAAAGAUUUCUUGACUGUUGACUGCUUAUUUUGAA
This is a messenger RNA of Acanthaster planci (crown-of-thorns starfish), 2847 nucleotides long. RefSeq lists its product as uncharacterized. Gene Ontology annotation, molecular function: mRNA binding. Lineage: Eukaryota; Metazoa; Echinodermata; Asteroidea; Valvatida; Acanthasteridae. The record is from RefSeq and is a predicted model, not a curated record.